GUGAUUAUUUUGGGUCUUCAACUUCAUCUACUUCACAGAACUUAAGUUUACUAGGUGAUUCCAUUAAUGAAAAUGAAUAAGGAUAGUGAUGUCGUCAAAACUAUUGCCAAAGUGUAUGUUGGGGGGUUGGCUGAAAAUGUUGAAAAACACCACCUAGAGGAGAUUUUUGAAAGGUUUGGGCUCGUCAAAACCGUCUGGAUUGCUCGAAAUCCUCUCUCAAGAGGUUAUGCUUUUGUGACUUUUUUCGAACCGAAACAUGCAGAAGAAGCGGUAAAAGGAGUGGAUGGCACUUCCUUACUAGGUUCAAAGUUGAAAGUUCAACUGUCUAAAAAUGAAAUUGUGAAAAUGGAGAGAGAUCAAAAAGACAGAGAAAAAGACUCCAGGGAUUUUAUGGACCAAAGGAGACAUCGGCCAAGGGACAGAGGCAGGUACGAAGAUCGAAAACGAGGCAGAUCGUGGGACAGGGAAAGGUCUCCGGUUGAGAGAAGGUAUGAUGACGAACGUGCACGUGGGGUUUCGCCGACAACCCUGGACCCUGGGGUUAUACAGGAAUCCCUGAUGCUACGAGAGGCUGUUCUCAGAUCAGGUUUAUCACCGUAUUCGUUCAUCACCAACUCACUUCUCCAAACUGCUGCACUUCCAAGUAUUCCAAUAACUUGUGUAAAGUCGCCUGCUUUUGGAACAUCUUUGAACUAUUUGCCCUAUCCUCCUACGCUUACAGACUUGCGUCAGCAAAGUGACAUUACUCCACAUAUCACAGGUCAGGGCAUUAUCCUGCCGACCGCAAUCCCUCCUAAUGGCCCGCCAUCUGUACCGUACCCCCAUACAGUACCAGGUAUGCAUUCGUCAUUCAUUCAAUCUUCAACUACAUUUCCAACUCCGCAGCAUCGACACGGGACCAAAACAAUGACACCGGAAGUCUCAUGCACUGUUCAUGGGAAUGAAUCUUCAUCGGUCGGAUUUUCAUCAGGUGGACAUCAACCAAAUCAUCCUCAAGGGGGUUCAGAGUUACCCAAAUAGUAUAUAAUUUUCUACAGUUGAACGGGCAUUGUACAACCUGACUUCAUUUCUUGUAUCUACUGGAUUACUCAAACAGCAGAGUACUUUACGUUACCUGCAUUAGAAUAAUAAAA
Molecule: messenger RNA, 1133 nt
Organism: Saccostrea echinata
Lineage: Eukaryota; Metazoa; Mollusca; Bivalvia; Ostreida; Ostreidae
Exons: 1
Coding region: 67-1020 (317 amino acids)
Biological process (GO): mRNA splicing, via spliceosome
Cellular component (GO): cytoplasm; nucleoplasm; ASAP complex
Molecular function (GO): RNA binding
Source: RefSeq, a predicted model, not a curated record